CCUUGAUAGGCCAGCAAGCAGUCAGUCACCAGCUCCUGAGCUCCCUUUUGUGGAUCGUCUUUUAUUGCUAGGCCACUUUUCCUUCAGAGCCCCAGGGAGCAGCUUCAGGAAGCAAUGAGAUGGCAAAGAGGAGGCUGAAGAAGUUUUCCACGUUGGAGCUGGUGCUCAUAGUGCUCCUGCUUUUGCUGUUUAUCAUCGCCACUGUUCUCAUUGUGUUUUUAGCCAAUCCCAAAGAAAUAGAUGCUGUAGAUCCUGGGACGACUGCUACUCCAGAUCCAGUGACCACCAGAACCACUACUAUUUCUGUUGAGUGUCCAGUAGGGAAUGAGUUGGAACGGAUUAACUGCAUCCCUGACAAGUUACCUACAAAGGAUACAUGUGACCAGCGGGGCUGCUGCUGGCAACCCCAGCAAGCCAGCGAUGUUCCGCAGUGUUACUAUUCGAGGAAUCGCGGCUACCAAAUGGAGGGUGAUAUUGUAAAGACAAAUGCAGGAUUUACAGCCCAGCUGAAAAGUCUGCCUUCUUCAUCCCUGUUUGGAAAUGAUGUUGACAGCAUCCUUCUCACAGCUGAAUACCAGACAUCUAACCGUUUCCACUUUAAGUUGACUGACCCGAGCAAGAACAGAUAUGAAGUACCCCAUGAGCAUGUGCAGCCCUUCCACGGAAAUGCUGCUUCUUCCUUGAACUAUGAUGUGGAGGUCUCCAAGAUGCCAUUUAGCAUAAAAAUACUCAGAAGAAGCAAUAAUCAUGUUCUGUUUGACUCAAGCAUCGGGCCCCUGUUGUUCUCAGACCAGUUCCUGCAGCUGUCCACCCGGCUGCCCAGCGCAAACGUGUAUGGCCUCGGGGAACACGUCCACCAGCAGUACCGGCACGACAUGAACUGGAAGACUUGGCCCAUAUUUACCAGGGACACAACCCCCAAUGAGGAUGGAACUAACUUGUAUGGUGCUCAGACAUUCUUCCUGUGCCUUGAAGAUGCAAGUGGAUCAUCCUUUGGGGUGUUUCUGAUGAACAGCAAUGCCAUGGAGGUUGAGCUCCAGCCUGCUCCAGCCAUCACAUAUCGCACGAUCGGGGGCAUACUGGAUUUCUAUGUGUUCUUAGGAAACACACCUGAGCAAGUUGUACAAGAAUAUCUAGAGCUUAUUGGACAGCCAGCCCUACCUUCCUACUGGGCACUUGGAUUUCACCUCAGCCGGUAUGACUAUAAAAGCCUAGAUAACAUGAAAGUCGUUGCAGAUAGGAACCGUGCAGCACAGCUCCCCUAUGAUGUUCAGCAUGCAGAUAUCGAUUACAUGGAUGAGAGGAAGGACUUCACUUACAAUCCUGUGGAUUAUAAAGGCUUCCCUGAGUUUGCUAGGGAGCUGCACAAUCACGGACAGAAGCUUGUCAUUAUUGUGGACCCAGCCAUUUCCAACAACUCUUCCUCAAGCAAACCCUAUGGCCCAUAUGACAGGGGCACUGGGAUGAAGGUCUGGGUGAAUGCUUCAGAUGGUAUAAAUCCAGUCAUUGGAGAGGUCUGGCCUGGGAAAUCUGUGUUUCCUGAUUAUACCAAUCCCACUUGUGUUGUUUGGUGGACAAAGGAGUUUGAAAUCUUCUACAGAGAUGUGGAGUUUGAUGGAAUCUGGAUUGAUAUGAAUGAGGUUGCCAACUUCCUUGAUGGUUCAAUUUUAGGAUGUGCCACGAACAACUUGAAUUUUCCUCCCUUCAUCCCAAAGAUUCUAGAUGGGCGCCUGUUCUCUAAGACUCUCUGCAUGGAUGCGCUGCAGCACUGGGGCAGACAUUAUGAUGUCCACAACCUAUACGGCUACUCCAUGGCGAUCGCCACAGCAGAAGCGGUCAAGACCGUGUUCCCUAAUAAGAGGAGCUUCAUCCUCACACGCUCUACCUUCGCGGGCUCUGGCAAGUUUGCAGCCCAUUGGUUAGGGGACAACGCCGCCACCUGGAGGGAUCUGCAGUGGUCCAUCCCUGGCAUGCUCGAGUUCAACCUUUUUGGUAUCCCAAUGGUGGGGGCAGACAUAUGUGGCUUUGCACUGGACACCUCUGAGGAGCUCUGCAGGCGCUGGAUGCAGCUGGGGGCUUUCUAUCCAUUUUCCAGGAACCACAAUGGCCAAGGCUACAUGGACCAGGAUCCUGCCUCCUUUGGAGCUAACUCCUUGCUGCUGCAGUCUUCCAAGCACUACCUGAACAUCCGCUACACUCUGCUGCCUUACCUCUACACGCUCUUCUUCCACGCCCACAGCCGGGGAGGCACGGUGGCCAGGCCCCUUCUGCACGAGUUCUAUGAGGACAGCAACACUUGGGACAUCCACCGACAAUUCCUUUGGGGCGCAGGCCUCCUCAUCACUCCAGUUCUGGAUGAGGGUGUCGAGAAAGUGUCGGCGUAUGUGCCUGACGCCGUCUGGUAUGAUUACGAGACUGGUGAGAAACUGAAAUGGAGGAAGCAAAAAAUCGAGAUGGAACUUCCUGGAGACAAAAUUGGACUUCACCUUCGAGGAGGCUACGUGUUCCCCACACAACAGCCAAGCACAACCACUACAGCCAGCCGGAAGAACCCACUUGGUCUCAUUGUCGCCCUGGAUGAGAACAACGAAGCCAAAGGAGAGCUGUUCUGGGAUGAUGGACAGACGAAGGAUACCGUGGCCAGCAACAUUUACAUUUUAUGUGAAUUUUUUGCCACACAAAAUGCUUUGGAUAUCACUGUUUCAAAAUCAACCUACAAGGAUCCUAAUAAUCUAGCAUUUCAGGAGAUUAAAAUCCUUGGGACCCAGGAAAUUUACAAUGUUACAGUGAAACAGAAUGGUGUCGUUGGUCCAAUGUCUCCUCAAGUCACCUAUGAUCCUAGCCUGAGGGUUGCCACUAUCUCAAAUAUCAGUCUUCUACUGGGAGACGCAUACACGGUGGAAUGGCACAUCAACAUGAGGGAUGAGGAGAAAAUUGACUGUUACCCUGAUGCGCAUGGCGUUUCUGAAGCAGACUGCACUGCCCGUGGCUGUGUGUGGGAGGCAUCCACCACUGCUGGAGUCCCUCAUUGCUACAUUGUCAAUGACCUGUACUCUGUCAGCAAUAUUCGAUAUGACUCACAUGGGGCCACAGCUGACAUCUCCUUGAAGGCUUCUCUUUAUAGCAAUGCCUUCCCCUCCACACCUGUGAACCCCCUUCGCCUGCAAGUGACCUACCACCAGAAUGAAAUGCUGCAGUUCAAGAUUUAUGAUCCCAACAACAAACGCUAUGAAGUCCCAGUCCCUCUCAAUGUCCCCAGUGCUCCAUCCGGCACCCCUGACAGCCGGCUCUACGAUGUCCUCAUCAAGAAGAAUCUGUUUGGCAUUGAAAUUCGCCGAAAGAGUACAGGCUCCGUGAUCUGGGACUCUCAGCUCCUGGGCUUCACCUUCAACGACAUGUUCAUCCGCAUCUCCACCCGCCUGCCCUCCACCUACAUCUACGGCUUUGGGGAGAAUGAGCACAGGACCUUUAGGCAAGACCUGAACUGGCACACGUGGGGCAUGUUUUCCAGGGACGAGCCCCCAGGGUACAAGAAGAAUUCCUAUGGUGUCCAUCCCUACUACCUGGGGCUGGAGGAGGAUGGCAGUGCCCACGGAGUCCUCCUGCUGAACAGCAAUGCCAUGGAUGUGACCUUUCAGCCCCUGCCUGCCCUGACGUACCGUACCAUAGGGGGAGUUCUGGACUUUUAUGUGUUCCUGGGGCCAACUCCGGAGCUUGUGACCCAGCAGUACACAGAGUUGAUUGGUCGGCCUGUGAUGGUCCCCUACUGGUCCCUGGGGUUCCAGCUGUGUCGCUACGGAUACGAGAAUGACACCGAGAUCUCCCGCUUAUAUGAUGACAUGGUGGCUGCCCAGAUACCCUACGACGUGCAGUACUCUGACAUCGACUACAUGGAGCGGCAGCUGGACUUCACCCUCAGCCCCAAGUUCUCCGGGUUCCCAGACCUGAUCAACCGCAUGAGGGCCGACGGCAUGCGGGUCAUCCUCAUCCUGGAUCCAGCCAUUUCUGGCAACGAGACGCAGCCCUACCCUGCCUUCACUCGGGGUGUGGAGGAUGACGUCUUCAUCAGGUUCCCCAAUGGUGGAGACAUCGUCUGGGGAAAGGUCUGGCCUGAUUACCCUAAUAUAACUGUGGACAGCUCUCUAGACUGGGACAGUCAAGUGGAGCAAUAUAGAGCUUAUGUGGCCUUCCCAGACUUUUUCCGCAAUUCAACUGCCACAUGGUGGAAGAGGGAGAUGGCAGAACUCUACAACAACCCCCGGAAUCCAGAGAAGAGCUUGAAGUUUGAUGGCAUGUGGAUUGAUAUGAAUGAACCCUCAAGCUUUGUGAACGGAGCAGUUCCUUCUGGAUGCAGUGAUCCUUCUCUGAACCAUCCUCCCUACAUGCCACACGUGGAGGGCAGGGACAGGGGCCUGAGCAGCAAGACUCUGUGCAUGGAGAGCGAGCAGAUCCUGCCUGACGGCUCGCGGGUGCGGCACUAUGACGUGCACAGCCUGUACGGGUGGUCCCAGACCAGGCCCACCUAUGAAGCGGUGCAGGAGGUGACAGGAGAGAGAGGGAUCGUCAUCACGCGCUCCACCUUCCCCUCUUCUGGCCACUGGGCGGGACACUGGCUGGGAGACAACACGGCUGCGUGGGACCAGCUGGGCAAAUCCAUCAUUGGCAUGAUGGAGUUCAGCCUCUUUGGCAUAUCCUACACCGGGGCAGAUAUCUGUGGGUUCUUUCAAGAUGCUGAAUAUGAGAUGUGUGCUCGCUGGAUGCAGCUGGGAGCCUUUUACCCCUUCUCCAGGAACCACAACACCAUUGGGACCAGGAGACAAGACCCUGUGUCCUGGGACGAUGCCUUUGUGAACAUUUCCCGAAGUGUGAUGCAGACCAGAUACACCCUGCUGCCCUAUCUGUACACGUUGAUGCACAAGGCCCACACGGAGGGCACCACUGUCGUGCGGCCGCUUCUCCACGAGUUUGUGUCUGACAGAAACACUUGGGAGAUAGACAGACAGUUCCUGCUGGGUCCUGCCUUCCUGGUCAGCCCUGUGCUGGAGCCUAAGGUCAGAAAUGUCAACGCGUAUUUCCCUCAAGCCCGCUGGUAUGACUACUACACAGGUGCUGAUAUCAAUGCAAAGGGCCAGUGGAGGACCUUGGCGGCCCCUCUUGACCACAUUAACCUUCAUGUCCGUGGGGGACACAUCCUAGCCACCCAGAAGCCUGCCCUGAACACCUACUUAAGUCGGCAGAACCCUCUUGGUCUCAUCGUCGCCCUGGAUGAGAACAAUGAAGCGAAAGGAGAACUGUUCUGGGAUGAUGGGCGGUCGAAGGAUACUGUGGUCAAUAAUGUUUAUAUUUUAUGUGGAUUUUCUGCCACCCCAAAACGCCUGGAUAUGACCAUUUCAAAAUCAACUUACAAGGACCCCAAUAAUGUAGCAUUUCAAGAGAUUAAAAUCCUUGGGACACAAGAAAUUAGCAAAGUUAUAGUGAAGCACAAUGGUGUUUUAAGUCAGAUGUCUCCUCAAGUCUCUUAUGAUCCUAACCUGAAGGUUGCCACCAUCACAAAUAUCAACCUUAUAUUGGGAGAAGCUUACACGGUGGAGUGGGACAUCAACAUGAGGGAUGAGGAGAAAAUAGACUGCUACCCUGAUGCGCAUGGUGUUUCCGAAGGAAACUGCAUUGCCCGCGGCUGUGUGUGGGAGGCAUCCACCACUGCUGGCGUCCCUCACUGCUACAUUGUCAAUGACCUGUACUCUGUCAGCAAUAUUCAGUAUGACUCACAUGGAGCCACAGCUGACAUCUCCUUGAAGGCUUCUCUUUAUAGCAACGUCUUCCCUUCCACACCUGUGAACCCCCUUCGCCUGCAAGUGACCUACCACAUGAAUGAAAUGCUGCAGUUUAAGAUUUAUGAUCCCAACAACAAACGCUAUGAAGUCCCAGUCCCUCUCAGUGUCCCCAGUGCUCCAUCCGGCACCCCUGACAGCCGGCUCUACGAUGUCCUCAUCAAGCAGAAUCCGUUUGGCAUUGAAAUUCGUCGAAGAAGUACAGGCUCUGUGAUCUGGGACUCUCAGCUCCUGGGCUUCACCUUCAACGACAUGUUCAUCCGCAUCUCCACCCGCCUGCCCUCCACCUACAUCUACGGCUUUGGGGAGAACGAGCACAGGACCUUUAGGCAAGACCUGAACUGGCACACGUGGGGCAUGUUUUCCAGGGACGAGCCCCCAGGGUACAAGAAGAAUUCCUAUGGUGUCCAUCCCUACUACCUGGGGCUGGAGGAGGAUGGCAGUGCCCACGGAGUCCUCCUGCUGAACAGCAACGCCAUGGAUGUGACAUUCCAGCCCCUGCCUGCCCUGACAUAUCGUACCACAGGGGGAAUUCUGGACUUUUAUGUGUUCCUGGGGCCAACUCCAGAGCUUGUGACCCAGCAGUACACAGAGUUGAUUGGUCGGCCUGUGAUGGUCCCUUACUGGUCCCUGGGGUUCCAGCUGUGUCGCUAUGGAUACGAGAAUGACUCUGAGAUCGCCAGCUUGUAUGACGACAUGGUGGCUGCCCAGAUCCCCUACGAUGUGCAGUACUCUGACAUCGACUACAUGGAGCGGCAGCUGGACUUCACCCUCAGCCCCAAGUUCUCCGGGUUCCCAGACCUGAUCAACCGCAUGAGGGCCGACGGCAUGCGGGUCAUCCUCAUCCUGGAUCCAGCCAUCUCUGGCAACGAGACGCAGCCCUACCCUGCCUUCACUCGGGGUGUGGAGGAUGACGUCUUCAUCAGGUUCCCCAAUGGUGGAGACAUCGUCUGGGGAAAGGUCUGGCCUGAUUACCCUAAUAUAACUGUGGACAGCUCUCUAGACUGGGACAGUCAAGUGGAGCAAUACAGAGCCUAUGUGGCCUUCCCAGACUUUUUCCGCAAUUCAACUGCCACAUGGUGGAAGAGGGAGAUGGCAGAACUCUACAACAACCCCCGGAAUCCAGAGAAGAGCUUGAAGUUUGAUGGCAUGUGGAUUGAUAUGAAUGAGCCCUCGAGCUUUGUGAAUGGAGCAGUCCCUUCUGGCUGCAGUGACGCUGCUCUGAACCAUCCUCCCUACAUGCCACACGUGGAGGGCAGGGACAGGGGCCUGAGCAGCAAGACUCUGUGCAUGGAGAGCGAGCAGAUCCUGCCUGACGGCUCGCGGGUGCGGCACUAUGACGUGCACAGCCUGUACGGGUGGUCCCAGACCAGGCCCACCUAUGAAGCGGUGCAGGAGGUGACAGGAGAGAGAGGGAUCGUCAUCACGCGCUCCACCUUCCCCUCUUCUGGCCGCUGGGCGGGACACUGGCUGGGAGACAACACGGCUGCGUGGGACCAGCUGGGCAAAUCCAUCAUUGGCAUGAUGGAGUUCAGCCUCUUUGGCAUAUCCUACACCGGGGCAGAUAUCUGUGGGUUCUUUCAAGAUGCUGAAUAUGAGAUGUGUGCUCGCUGGAUGCAGCUGGGAGCCUUUUACCCCUUCUCCAGGAACCACAACACCAUUGGGACCAGGAGACAAGACCCUGUGUCCUGGGACGAUGCCUUUGUGAAUAUUUCCCGAAGUGUGAUGCAGACCAGAUACACCCUGCUGCCUUAUCUGUACACGUUGAUGCACAAGGCCCACACGGAGGGCGCCACUGUCGUGCGGCCGCUUCUCCAUGAAUUUGUGUCAGAUCGAGAAACCUGGGAGAUAGACAGACAGUUCCUGCUGGGUCCUGCCUUCCUGGUCAGCCCUGUGCUGGAGCCUAAUGUCACAAAUGUCAGUGCGUACUUCCCUCAAGCCCGCUGGUAUGACUACUACACAGGUGCUGAUAUCAAUGCCAAGGGCCAGUGGAGGACCUUGGCGGCCCCUCUUGACCACAUUAACCUUCAUGUCCGUGGGGGACACAUCCUAGCCACCCAGAAGCCUGCCCUGAACACCUACUUAAGCCGGCGGAACCCUCUUGGUCUCAUCAUUGCCCUGGAUGAGAACAACGAAGCGAAAGGAGAACUGUUCUGGGAUGAUGGGCGAACGAAGGAUACUGUGGCCAAUGGUGUUUACAUUUUGUGUGGAUUUUCUGCCACCCAAAAACACUUGGAUGUGACCAUUUCAAAAUCAACCUACAAGGACCCCAAUAAUGUAACAUUUCAAGAGAUUAAAAUCCUUGGGACACAGGAAAUUAGCAAAGUUACAGUGAAGCACAAUGGUGUUUUAAGUCAGAUGUCUCCUCAAGUCUCUUACGACCCUAACCUGAAGGUUGCCACUAUCACAAAUAUCAAUCUUCUACUGGGAGACGCAUACACGGUGGAAUGGGACAUCAACAUAAAGGAUGAGGAGAAAAUUGACUGUUACCCUGAUGAGCAUGGUGUUUCUGAAGCAGACUGCAUUGCCCGUGGCUGUGUGUGGGAGACAUCCACGACUGCUGGUGUCCCUCACUGCUUCAUUGUCGAUGACCUGUACUCUGUCAGCAAUAUUCAGUAUGAUUCACAUGGGGCCACAGCUGACAUCUCCUUAAAGGCUUCUCUUUAUAGAAACGCCUUCCCUUCCACACCUGUGAACCCUCUUGCCCUGCAAGUGACCUACCACAAGAAUGAAAUGCUACAGUUUAAGAUUUAUGACCCCAACAGCCAGCGGUAUGAAGUCCCAGUCCCUCUCAACGUCCCCAGUGCUCCAUCCGGCACCCCUGACAGCCGGCUCUACGAUGUCCUCAUCAAGCAGAAUCCGUUUGGCAUUGAGAUUCGCCGGAAGAGUACAGGCUCCGUGAUCUGGGACUCUCAGCUCCUGGGCUUCACCUUCAACGACAUGUUCAUCCGCAUCUCCACCCGCCUGCCCUCCACCUACAUCUACGGCUUUGGGGAGAACGAGCAUAGGACCUUUAGGCAAGACCUGAACUGGCACACGUGGGGCAUGUUUUCCAGGGACGAGCCCCCAGGGUACAAGAAGAAUUCCUAUGGUGUCCAUCCCUACUACCUGGGGCUGGAGGAGGAUGGCAGUGCCCACGGAGUCCUCCUGCUGAACAGCAACGCCAUGGAUGUGACCUUUCAGCCCCUGCCUGCCCUGACGUACCGUACUACAGGGGGAGUUCUGGACUUUUAUGUGUUCCUGGGGCCAACUCCAGAGCUCGUCACUCAGCAGUACACAGAGUUGAUUGGUCGGCCUGUGAUGGUCCCCUACUGGUCCCUGGGGUUCCAGCUGUGUCGCUAUGGAUACGAGAAUGACUCUGAGAUUGCCAGCUUGUAUGACGACAUGGUGGCUGCUCAGAUCCCCUACGACGUGCAGUACUCUGACAUUGACUACAUGGAGCGGCAGCUGGACUUCACCCUCAGCCCCAAGUUCUCCGGGUUCCCAGACCUGAUCAACCGCAUGAGGGCCGAUGGCAUGCGGGUCAUCCUCAUUCUGGAUCCAGCCAUCUCUGGCAACGAGACGCAGCCCUACCCUGCCUUCACUCGAGGUGUGGAGGAUGACGUCUUCAUCAGAUUCCCCAAUGGUGGAGACAUCGUCUGGGGAAAGGUCUGGCCUGAUUACCCUAAUAUAACUGUGGACAGCUCUCUAGACUGGGACAGUCAAGUGGAGCAAUACAGAGCCUAUGUGGCCUUCCCAGACUUUUUCCGCAAUUCAACUGCCACAUGGUGGAAGAGGGAGAUGGCAGAACUCUACAACAACCCCCGGAAUCCAGAGAAGAGCUUGAAGUUUGAUGGCAUGUGGAUUGAUAUGAAUGAGCCCUCGAGCUUUGUGAAUGGAGCAGUCCCUUCUGGCUGCAGUGACGCUGCUCUGAACCAUCCUCCCUACAUGCCACACGUGGAGGGCAGGGACAGGGGCCUGAGCAGCAAGACUCUGUGCAUGGAGAGCGAGCAGAUCCUGCCUGACGGCUCGCGGGUGCGGCACUAUGACGUGCACAGCCUGUACGGGUGGUCCCAGACCAGGCCCACCUAUGAAGCCGUGCAGGAGGUGACGGGAGAGAGAGGGAUCGUCAUCACGCGCUCCACCUUCCCCUCUUCUGGCCGCUGGGCGGGACACUGGCUGGGAGACAACACGGCUGCGUGGGACCAGCUGGGCAAAUCCAUCAUUGGCAUGAUGGAGUUCAGCCUCUUUGGCAUAUCCUACACCGGGGCAGAUAUCUGUGGGUUCUUUCAAGAUGCUGAAUAUGAGAUGUGUGCUCGCUGGAUGCAGCUGGGAGCCUUUUACCCCUUCUCCAGGAACCACAACACCAUUGGGACCAGGAGACAAGACCCUGUGUCCUGGGACGAUGCCUUUGUGAAUAUUUCCCGAAGUGUGGUGCAGACCAGAUACACCCUGCUGCCCUAUCUGUACACGUUGAUGCACAAGGCCCACACGGAGGGCACCACUGUCGUGCGGCCGCUUCUCCACGAGUUUGUGUCAGAUCGGGAGACCUGGGAUGUAGACAGUCAGUUCCUGCUGGGUCCUGCCUUCCUGGUCAGCCCUGUGCUUCAGCCGGGUGCCAGGAAUGUCACUGCAUAUUUCCCUAGAGCUCCCUGGUAUGAUUACUACACAGGUGCAAAUAUUAACACAACAGGGACAUGGAACACCUUGCCAGCCCCCCUUGACCACAUUAAUCUUCAUGUCCGUGGGGGCUACAUCCUGCCCACACAGGAGCCUGCCCUGAACACCCACUUAAGCCGGAAGAAUCCUCUUGGCCUUAUCAUUGCCCUGGAUGAGCACAAAGAGGCAAAAGGAGAACUGUUCUGGGAUGAUGGGCAGUCGAAGGACACUGUGGCCACUGAUGUCUAUGUUUUAUGUGAAUUUUCUGCCACUCAAAACCACUUGGAUGUGACUAUUUCAAAAUCAACCUACAAAGACCCCAAUAAUUUAGCAUUUAAGGAAAUUAAAAUCUUUGGGACACAGGCACUUUACAAUGUUACAGUAAAACACAAUGGUGUCCUAAGUCAAAUGUCUCCUCAAGUCGCCUAUGAUCCUAAACUGAAGGUUGCCACUAUCACAAAUAUCAAUCUUCUACUGGGAGAAGCUUACGCUGUUGAGUGGGACAUCAACAUAAGGGAUGAGGAGAAAAUUGACUGUUACCCUGAUGAGCAUGGCCUUUCUGAAGCAAACUGCAUUGCCCGCGGCUGUGUGUGGGAGGAAUCCACCACUGCUGGCGUCCCUCACUGCUUCAUUGUCAAUGACCUGUACUCUGUCAGCAAUAUUCAGUAUGAUUCACAUGGGGCCACAGCUGACAUCUCCUUAAAGGCUUCUCUGUAUGGCGAUGCCUUCCCCUCCACACCUGUGAACCCCCUUCGCCUGCAAGUGACCUACCACAAGACUGCCAUGCUGCAGUUCAAGAUUUAUGAUCCCAACAGCCAACGGUAUGAAGUCCCAGUCCCUCUCAAUGUCCCCAGUGCUCCAUCUGGCACCCCUGACAGCCGGCUCUAUGAUGUCCUCAUCAAGCAGAAUCCGUUUGGCAUUGAAAUUCGCCGGAAGAGUACAGGCUCCGUGAUCUGGGACUCUCAGCUCCUGGGCUUCACCUUCAACGACAUGUUCAUCCGCAUCUCCACCCGCCUACCCUCCACCUACAUCUACGGCUUUGGGGAGAACGAGCAUAGGACCUUUAGGCAAGACCUGAACUGGCACACGUGGGGCAUGUUUUCCAGGGACGAGCCCCCAGGGUACAAGAAGAAUUCCUAUGGUGUCCAUCCCUACUACCUGGGGCUGGAGGAGGAUGGCAGUGCCCACGGAGUCUUCCUGCUGAACAGCAACGCCAUGGAUGUGACCUUCCAGCCCCUGCCUGCCCUGACGUAUCGUACCACAGGAGGAAUUCUGGACUUUUAUGUGUUCUUGGGACCAACUCCAGAGCUUGUGACCCAGCAGUACACAGAGUUGAUUGGUCGGCCUGUGAUGGUCCCUUACUGGUCCCUGGGGUUCCAGCUGUGUCGCUAUGGAUACGAGAAUGACUCUGAGAUCGCCAGCUUGUAUGACGACAUGGUGGCUGCCCAGAUCCCCUACGACGUGCAGUACUCUGACAUCGACUACAUGGAGCGGCAGCUGGACUUCACCCUCAGCCCCAAGUUCUCCGGGUUCCCAGACCUCAUCAACCGCAUGAGGGCCGACGGCAUGCGGGUCAUCCUCAUCCUGGAUCCAGCCAUCUCUGGCAAUGAGACGCAGCCCUACCCUGCCUUCACUCGAGGUUUGGAGGAUGAGGUCUUCAUCACAUACCCUAAUGGUGGAGGCAUUGUCUGGGGAAAGGUCUGGCCUGAUUACCCUAAUGUAACUGUGGACAGCUCUCUAGACUGGGACAGUCAAUUGGAGCAAUACCGGGCUUAUGUGGCCUUCCCAGACUUUUUCCGCAAUUCAACUGCCACAUGGUGGAAGAGGGAGAUGGCAGAACUCUACAACAACCCCCGGAAUCCAGAGAAGAGCUUGAAGUUUGAUGGCAUGUGGAUUGAUAUGAAUGAGCCCGCGAGCUUUGUGAACGGAGCAGUUCCUUCUGGCUGCAGCGAUGCGUCUCUGAACCAUCCUCCCUACAUGCCACACGUGGAAGGCAGGGACAGGGGCCUGAGCAGCAAGACUCUGUGCAUGGAGAGCGAGCAGAUCCUGCCUGACGGCUCGCGGGUGCGGCACUAUGACGUGCACAGCCUGUACGGGUGGUCCCAGACCAGGCCCACCUAUGAAGCCAUGCAGGAGGUGACAGGAGAGAGAGGGAUCGUCAUCACGCGCUCCACCUUCCCCUCUUCUGGCCGCUGGGCAGGACACUGGCUGGGAGACAACACGGCUGCGUGGGACCAGCUGGGCAAAUCCAUCAUUGGCAUGAUGGAGUUCAGCCUCUUUGGCAUAUCCUACACCGGGGCAGAUAUCUGUGGGUUCUUUCAAGAUGCUGAAUAUGAGAUGUGUGCUCGCUGGAUGCAGCUGGGAGCCUUUUACCCCUUCUCCAGGAACCACAACACCAUUGGGACCAGGAGACAAGACCCUGUGUCCUGGGACGAUGCCUUUGUGAAUAUUUCCCGAAGUGUGGUGCAGACCAGAUACACCCUGCUGCCCUAUCUGUACACGUUGAUGCACAAGGCCCACACGGAGGGCACCACUGUCGUGCGGCCGCUUCUCCACGAGUUUGUGUCAGAUAGAGAGACCUGGAAUAUCGACAAGCAGUUCCUUCUAGGUCCAGCCUUCCUGGUCAGCCCUGUGGUGGAGCCUAAUGCGAGAACUGUCUCUGCGUACUUCCCUAGAGCCCGCUGGUAUGACUACUAUACAGGUGUGGAUAUUAAUGCAAAGGGACAGUGGAGGACCUUGCCAGCUCCCCUGGAGCACAUUAAUCUUCACGUCCGUGGAGGCUACAUCCUGCCCUGGCAAGAGCAUGCCCUGAACACACACUUAAGCCGGAAGAAUUCCCUGGGACUCAUUGUUGCCUUGGACUAUAGGCGAGAAGCGAAAGGAGAGCUGUACUGGGAUGACGGUGUGUCUAAAGAUGCUGUAACGGAAAAGAAGUAUAUUCUGUAUGAAUUCUCUGUUACUUCUAAUUGUUUGCAGGCAAAGCUUAUAAAUAACAACUAUGUGGACCCUUACAACCUAAAAUUUACAGAUAUCAAAAUCUUGGGCAUGGACAAGAAACCCAUGAAUGUCAAAGUGUUGGUCAACAAUAUUGCCACUAAUAUUUCUGAUGACGUCUACAAUGCUUCAACAAAGGUGGUAACAUUAACGAACCUCAAGAAUCUGAAACUAGGACAAGAAUUCUCCAUUGAGUGGACUCUUCCAGUCAGUGACCUGGAGAAAUUUAACUGCUACCCUGAGGGUCCUGAUGCCUCUGAGGAGAUUUGUAGGCAGCGAGGGUGCCUUUGGGAGAACACAGAUAAGACUGGAGUGCCUACCUGCUUCUAUGACUCCCUGCCAAACUAUGCCGCCAGUAACAUUCAGUACCAUCCCACGGGCAUCACGGUGGACCUUACCCUCCUAACAGUGCCAGCAUCUGCACGGGCAGCAGCUCCACCACCGCCACCCCUGGCAGCAGCAGCGGCAGCACCCACUGUCGUCUCCGAUCCUUUCUCUGGAAAGAUCAGCUCUCUCAAACUUCGUGUGACCUACCAUACAGAAAGCAUGCUACAGUUUAAGAUCUAUGAUCCCACAAAUAAAAGGUAUGAGGUCCCAGUACACCUGAACACCCCUCCUUCACCAGUUGACGCCCCUGAAAUCUGCCUUUAUGAUGUCAGGAUUCACAAUCAUCCUUUUGGAAUCCAAAUCCUGCGGAGGAAUUCCAGCACGGUGAUAUGGGACUCCCAGCUCCCUGGCUUCACCUUCAAUGACAUGUUCCUUUCCAUUUCAACUCGCCUCCCCUCUCAGUACAUCUAUGGCUUUGGGGAAACUGAGCACACAGAUUUCAGAAGAAACAUGACUUGGAACACAUGGGGAAUGUUUGCUCGUGAUGAGCCACCAGCAUAUAAGAAGAACGCCUAUGGUGUCCACCCCUACUAUAUGGCAUUAGAUGGAGAUGGUAAUGCCCACGGGGUACUUCUGUUGAACAGCAAUGCCAUGGAUGUGACACUUCAGCCCACCCCUGCCCUGACAUACCGCACCACAGGAGGGAUUUUGGACUUUUAUAUGGUUUUGGGACCAACCCCUGAACUUGUAACACAGCAAUACACUGAGUUGAUAGGUCGGCCAGCAAUGAUUCCAUACUGGGCCUUGGGAUUCCAGCUGAGUCGCCAUGGAUAUCAGGGUGAUGAUGAAAUCUCCAGUUUGUAUGAAGACAUGAUGGCGGCCCAGAUUCCCUAUGAUGUCCAGCAUGUCGACAUCGAUUACAUGGACCGGAAGCUGGAUUUCACCCUCAGCCCUAGCUUUCAAAACCUCAGUCUGCUGAUUGAUCAAAUGAAGAAUGAUGGCAUGAGAUUUAUACUCAUUCUGAACCCAGCCAUUUCAGGCAACGAGACGCACUACCUCACUUUUACUAGAGGACAGCAAAGCAAUGUGUUCAUCAGAUGGCCUGACACCAAUGACACUGUCUGGGGGAAGGUUUGGCCUGAGCUGCCUGAUGUGACUGUGGAUGAAUCACUUGACCAUGAAAGUCAGGUUAAGCUGUACAGAGCCCACGUGGCUUUUCCCGACUUCUUGCGUAACAGCACGGCUGCGUGGUGGAAGAAAGAGAUAGAAGAACUCUAUGCCAACCCCCGAGAGCCGAAAAAGAGCUUGCAGUUUGAUGGAUUGUGGAUUGAUAUGAAUGAGCCAUUGAACUUUGUGAAUGGAUCUGUUGGGGGCUGCCGCAACAAAACUCUUAAUAACCCCCCCUACGUGCCGUACGUGGAGGGCAGGGACAGGGGCCUGAGCAGCAAGACUCUGUGCAUGGAGAGCGAGCAGAUCCUGCCUGACGGCUCGCGGGUGCGGCACUAUGACGUGCACAGCCUGUACGGGUGGUCCCAGACCAGGCCCACCUAUGAAGCGGUGCAGGAGGUGACAGGAGAGAGAGGGAUCGUCAUCACGCGCUCCACCUUCCCCUCUUCUGGCCGCUGGGCGGGACACUGGCUGGGAGACAACAUGGCUGCGUGGGACCAGCUGGGCAAAUCCAUCGUCGGGAUGAUGGAGUUCAGUCUCUUUGGAAUACCCUAUACAGGAGCAGACAUCUGUGGCUUCCUUGGGGAUGCUGAGUAUGAGAUGUGUGUUCGCUGGAUGCAGCUGGGAGCCUUUUAUCCACUUGCCAGAAACCACAACACCAUCGGGACCAGGAGACAAGAUCCUGUGGCCUGGAAUUCAACCUUUGAGGCGUACUCAAGAAAAGUCCUGCAGACCAGAUACACCCUGCUUCCUUAUCUCUACACUCUGGUGCACAGAGCUCACACUGAAGGCAGCACUGUCGUCCGCCCGCUUCUCCACGAGUUCAUAGAUGACAGCGUAACAUGGGAUAUAGAUCGCCAGUUCAUGUUGGGCCCGGCCAUCAUGAUCAGCCCUGUUCUGGAAAAAGAUACUUUUGAGAUCACUGCUUAUUUCCCCAAAGCCCUUUGGUAUGAUUACAGCACAGAACUUGGCCAACAAUCUAGAGGUGAGAAUAAAAUCCUGAAGGCUCCUCUGGACCAUAUCAACCUUCAUGUCAGAGGAGGUUACAUUCUGCCUUGGCAAGAACCUGGAAUGAACACUCAUUCCAGUCGACAAAAUUUUAUGGGAUUGACUGUUGCUUUGGAUGACAAUGGGAAGGCUGAAGGUCAGCUGUUUUGGGAUGAUGGACAAAGCAUUGGUAGCUAUGAAAGUGGAAACUAUUUUUUGGCUAACUUCACAGCAGCACAAAACAUCUUGAAAAUUCAGAUAAUACAUAAUCAGUAUCUGAAUGAUUUCAACCCACUAAAAGUUGGAUAUAUUAAAAUUUGGGGUGUCAUUUCUACUUAUGUGACACAAGUCAAUUUCACCUACAAUAACCAGAAAUUCAUGGACACCAAUUUCACAACUGACCCCUUCAAUCAGCAUGAAUGGUCUUUCCAGAAGACUGGAGAUCAAUGA
Messenger RNA from Jaculus jaculus (lesser Egyptian jerboa), 16394 nucleotides. RefSeq names its product maltase-glucoamylase (gene Mgam). Bases 120 to 16394 code for a protein of 5424 amino acids. The record is from RefSeq and is a predicted model, not a curated record. The transcript is spliced from 140 exons. Gene Ontology annotation, molecular function: carbohydrate binding; alpha-1,4-glucosidase activity. Gene Ontology annotation, biological process: carbohydrate metabolic process. NCBI's taxonomy places the organism in Eukaryota, Metazoa, Chordata, Mammalia, Rodentia, Dipodidae.